This is a messenger RNA of Darwinula stevensoni, 787 nucleotides long. The record is from the annotation of a GenBank genome assembly. Lineage: Eukaryota; Metazoa; Arthropoda; Ostracoda; Podocopida; Darwinulidae.
CGCUUUUGGAGCAAUGCAGACCGGAGCCGAGCUGAUACUUUUCUUGGUCCUGAUCCCCCUGGUUCUGGGCCAGACAUGGGAAAGGCACGAGACUCUGGAUAAUGAUGGGAUCAUGAAUUUGUACUGGACACCAGAUUUGGAGAGCGGAGAUAUCACAUUCGAGCUGCACGCGAAGACCCAGGGAUGGGCCGGAUUGGGCUUCUCCGCUAACGGUGCCAUGCCCGGAUCUGACAUUGUCGUUGGAUGGAUCAAGGAUGGACAAACCUACUUCACGGACAGACAUGCAGUAGGAAACGAGCUGCCUCUGGUAGACGAGAUUCAGGACUACGAACUCCUCUUUGCGUCCGAGACUGAAGAAGGGCUGAUCCUCAGAUUUAAACGUCUCAUCGACACCUGUGAUGAAAACGAUUUCUACAUUACAUAUCAUCCUUGGGUAAUGGAAGGAAACGAAGAAUACGUUCACCAUUUGACGCUGAUGACAUGCACGGUGAACGAGGGCGAGGAGGAGAUUUUCGAGCAGUUCCUGCAGGAUUAUCCCCAUGGUUCCUCCUGCUUUGAUCCUGAGAUCAGUUUCCUGAUUGGGAAUUGCCAAAGAAUCCUCAUGGGUUGGGCUGUUGGCGGAGUGCUUUUCCCAAUUUUAUGGGGGAUCGCGGUUCGAGCAUCCCCCAAUGAUCUCGAUCCUGGACAACAGGCUCUAGCUCAGCUUGUAGGAUGCCGAGCCUCUCGUGACAAAGCCGAGCGACGUAAUCAUUCCACCUCAUACGAAGUCUACAGAUACAUCUUUUGC